Molecule: messenger RNA, 3893 nt
Organism: Abrus precatorius (Indian licorice)
Lineage: Eukaryota; Viridiplantae; Streptophyta; Magnoliopsida; Fabales; Fabaceae
Product: TMV resistance protein N-like
Exons: 5
Coding region: 240-3734 (1164 amino acids)
Biological process (GO): signal transduction; defense response
Molecular function (GO): ADP binding; protein binding
Source: RefSeq, a predicted model, not a curated record
GGGUGCCGACCGAACGAAGUCAAAACACACCUAAGUCAGUAGGAAACCUCUGCUCACUUCUCUCUGUGUAUCUCUCUUUCCACCAGUGUCUCAUCGUCCACACCAGAAUGCUGUGAAACGAGAUUUGUGGUUUACUAUUACUACCCCAUAUACAGCAUCUCCAAACAAAACCAGAAUCUUACCAGUAAAAUUCUUAUAAUCAAUCAAGUACUGCUACUAAAAUUAAUUAAGCUGCACACAUGCAAAUACAAGCUGAAGGUGAAGCCUCUUCUUCUGCAUCUUCCUAUAGUUCAGGGUCAGGGUCAGGGUCAUGGACCUACCUAUACCACGUUUUCUUGAGUUUUAGGGGAGAAGACACUCGUAAAGGAUUCGCCGACCAUCUCCGUGUUUCACUGCAAAGAAAAGGAAUCACGUUUUUCAGGGAUGACAAAGACCUUGAGAGAGGUGAAGUCAUUUCACAAGAACUUUUAAAAGCGAUUGAAGAGUCUAUGUUUGCAAUCAUCAUACUCUCACCAAACUACGCUUCUUCUACUUGGUGUUUAGAUGAACUCCAAAUGAUUGUUGAGUGUAAGAAUAAACAAGGCCUACAAGUCUUUCCAAUCUUCUAUGGUGUGGAUCCCUCUAAUGUGAGGCAUAAAAAAUAUAGCUUUGAGGAAGCUUUCAAAAUACAUGAACUGAAAUUCGGAAAAGGCAGUUACAAGGUUGAAAAUUGGAGAAAUGCAUUAAGACAAGUUGCUGGUUAUUCUGGCUGGGACUCCAACAAUCAGCCUGAAGCAAUGCUCGUCGAUGACGUUGCUCAACACAUUCUUAAAAAGUUGAUACCAAAACUGCCAUCUUGCAAUGAAAACCUUGUUGGGAUUGAUUCAAGGGUGGAGGAAGUGAACAGGCUCAUUGGAAUAUGGUUGAAUGAUGUUCGCCUCAUAGGCAUAUGGGGCAUGGGUGGCAUAGGUAAGACAACUAUCGCAAGAGCAGUGUAUGAAGCAAUAAAAGAGAAUUUCGAAAUUAGUUGCUUUGUUCCCAACGUUAGAGAGGUAUAUGAGAAAAAUGGUUUGGUUCAAUUACAAAAGGAUCUUCUUUCUCGUCUAAAUAUAAACAGUUGUGAUAUUCACGAUUUGUAUGAUGGGAAAAAGACAAUAAGAAACUCUUUAUGCAAUAGAAAGGUUCUUCUUGUUCUUGAUGAUGUAAGCCAUCGGAGCCAAUUGGAAAAUUUGGCUGCAAAGAAAGAUUGGUUUGGUGCAGGAAGCAGAGUAAUAAUCACAACAAGAGAUAUGCAUCUGUUAUUGAUACAUGGUGUGUACGGAACUUAUGAGGUUGAAGGGUUAGUCCAAACUGAUUCCCUUCAUCUCUUUUCUCUCAAAGCCUUCAAACAAACUCAACCUGACCAAUGUUAUAUGGAUUUGUCCAAAGAAGUGGUCAAAUAUGCAAAGGGUCUUCCAUUGGCACUGGAGGUGUUGGGUUCCUAUCUUUAUAGAAGAUCCGUUGAUGUUUGGCAUAGUGCUUUGGAACAAAUAAAAAGUCAGUCACAUCCUGAAAUUCUAGAUACACUGAAAAUAAGUUAUGAGGGCUUAAAUGCAAUGGAGAAGAAUUUAUUUCUAGAUAUAGCAUGUUUCUUCAAAGGAAUGAAAAGAAAUAAAGUAAUAAAGAUAUUACAAAAUAGUGGCCAUUAUCCCAUUAUAGGAAUUGAAGUUUUGAUUGAAAGAUCCUUGGUAACUAUAGAAUGGUGGAGUGAUAAUUUGGAGAUGCAUGAUUUGAUUCAAGAAAUGGGCAGGAAUAUUGUAUUCCAAGAAUCUCCAAAUGAUCCUGGAAAGCGCAGUAGAUUGUGGUCUCGUGACGAAAUUGAUACUGUGUUUACAGAAAGUAAGGGAACUGAGGUAAUUCAAGGAAUUGUUUUAAACUUGCUUCAACCACACGUAGCAAGCUGGAGCACUGAAGCCUUCUCCAACACAAAGCAGCUAAAAUAUCUCGUUUUAGAUGACCUGAAACUUCAAUUUGGUUUGAACUUCCUUCCUAGUUCACUAAAAGUUCUUCAUUGGAGAGGAUGCUCUUUGAAAACUUUGCCACUCAUGGAUCGGUCAUAUGAAUUAUCUGACAUUAAAUUGUCUCAUAGCGAAAUUGAACAAGUAUGGCAUGGAGAAAAGUUUCUGGAAAUGCUGAAGCACUUGGAUUUGAGUUUUUCCAAGAACCUAAAGCGAUUGCCUGAUUUUUCUGGGGUUCCAAAUAUUGAAACAUUGGAUCUUGGAUUUUGCAGUAGCCUAGCCGAAGUCCAUCCAUCCCUUGUACACCACAAGAAACUUGUUACAUUGUAUUUGGAUUAUUGCACAAGUCUUAAAGCUCUUCCAAGUAAACUGGAGAUGAGUUCCCUGAAGGAGCUACAUCUCGAUGGUUGCUCUGAAUUCAAAAUUCUUCCAGGAUUUGGGGAAAGUAUGAAACAUUUGUUAGUGCUUUCUUUGAAGGGAACAGCUAUAAGAAAACUUUCCACAACACUCGGAUGUUUAGUUGGCCUUGAGGUUUUGAACUUAAAGAAUUGCAAGCUUUUUGUUUCCCUUCCAGACAGCAUGCAAAGAUUGUGCUCCUUGAAGAAGUUGGUUCUUUCUGGUUGCUCUAAAUUUAGAAAUCUCCCUGAGUUUGGGGAAGGUAUGAAAUAUCUAUCGAAGCUUUAUUUGGAUGGAACUGGUAUAAGAGAACUUCCCACAUCACUUGGGUGCCUAGUUGGCCUUGUUCGUUUGGAUUUAUCGUAUUGCAAAAAACUUGUUGGCCUACCAGAUGCCAUUGGUAGAUUGAAGUCCCUUAAAUACCUAUAUAUCUAUGAAGCCUGGAAGCUUGGUAAAUUAUCAUUUUCUGGGAAUGAGAGGCUGGGGUUUAAGAGUCAACCAACUCACAUUAGACUUGGGUUUCCACCUUCUCUCUUGAAUCUGCCCUCUCUGAUCUCUCUACAUUUAUCUUAUUGCAAUUUGUCUGAGAAAUCAAUUCCACAUGAUAUUUCUAACUUAACAUCAUUGAAGAAGUUGUGGAUGAAGGGUAACAAGUUUGUGACUCUGCCAAUAAACAUUUCUAAACUUUCAAAGCUGGAACUUCUUUCAUUGACUCAUUGCACAAUGCUUCGAUGCUUGCCAGAGCUUCCCUCAAGUAUAAGGGGAUUGUUUGCAAGCGAUUGUUAUUCACUGGAAACAUCCAACUUCAAUUUAUGCAGUCUCUUUGCAUCAUGUGGGCAAUGUCCUCCUAAGGUAGCAGAUUCAUUUGACAUGGUGAUCACAAGGAGUGAAAUUCCAUCAUGGUUUAUCCAUCAAGAAGAUGGUGAAUAUGUUUCAGUCCCUCGUAAUUGCCCGCUGAAUGAUAGGGUGGGAAUUGCUUUGUGUUUCCUAUUAAUAAGUUAUGCAGAUCCAUAUGAGGGAUUCAAUUAUGUAGUCAAAUGCUGUUUAGGUAGCCCUUUGGGUAAAUGCAUCAGGGAAACACGUUUAUCUCGGAUGGAGUCGGGUUAUGCUCACCUUUAUAUUCUCUUUCUAGCUGAUCCUCAAUCCUGGGGCCAAAUUUGCCUAGGUAGUCGCUUUGGACUGUUUCAAAAAGCAAAAGAUUUUACCGAUGAUGACAAAUGUGGUCAUCCAGAUCUAUUGGAUUUGAAAGUAGUGAGCUGUGGUUCCCGUUGGUUAUAUAAAAAAGAUAUUCAAGUUUUGAACAAUACCAUUACCACCAAGCAAUUGCAACCCAACUCAGAGAUAUUGGAGCUCACCACAUAGUACCAUCAACCUUUCCAGAGAUAUGUUACUUGAGCUUAGUGAUACUGUUUAUAUGAGACCAAUUCAAUCUAUACACUAAUAAAUUCUGUCUGUAUGUCAAUAUCUUUUGUUGUGUAUUUGCUUGAAAUUGAAAUGAACGCCUUUGUGUUAUGUGUUUUU